GCCUCAUUCAUCCACACAGUCUCAGUUGUAGUUUCAUAAUAAUACACACCUGACUGCAGCUACAGGUCCAAUAACACAACCUCACAAGUAGACGUAAUCCCGGCAAGCAGCAGGCUGCUAGUGUAGCGGUAAACGGGGCCUUUACCGGGUGGACGAGGCACGCCGCGGCCCAAAGCUGUCACAGUAACUCAGCGCCACAACAGAACCAAAGCAGGACCAGGAUAUCUGAGCUGACCCUAUGCUAGACAACAAGGACGCCUCUGCGAUUAAAAUUUGGGACUUGGCACGAGUUUGUGUCUCACUAUCACAGCAGCGUGCCGCUUUCAAAUUGUGGUGAGAGGUUCCUCCGUUGCAAACUUUAGAAGUGUUUUGAAAAAGAUACGGCACAAUGGAUAAGGAUGCUCUGCUGGACUACGAGUACCCAGACUACGACCCUGUUCCCAAGAUUAACAGAGAAAUCAUUCCUCCAUGUGAGCCCACUGCAGAUGACAGACUCUACCACAUAUGCAUCAGUGCAGUAUCACUUCUCGUCAUGGUGAUUCUCGCAGUUUUAGCCAGACGUACAGAAACCGGCACCAAACAGAGAAGACUCCUAGGCUUGCUCAGUCCAGUCAACUUCCUGGACCAUACCCAGCACAAGGGCCUGGCAGUGGCUGUGUUUGGAGUGCUUUUGUGCAAAUUCUUCACCAUGGUCAUAUCACCAAAACCUCUACCCUUCAUGACAGAGGCCGAGAACAAACAAAACUGGAUGAUCUUGGGAGUCUUCUUCUACCCCGCACUUUACUACCCUCUCCUGGCAUGUGGCACUCUUCAUAACAAAGUCGGCUAUGUACUCGGUAGUCUUUUAUCCUGGACGCACUUUGGUGUGUUGGUUUGGCAAAAAAUUGACUGCCCUACAACACCGCAGAUACACAAACACUACUUGCUGUUCUCCAGUUUGCCCCAGAUAGCUUGUUUGGCUUUCCUAAGUUUCCAGUAUCCUCUUCUCCUUUUCAAGGGCUUAAAAGGCACUGAAAAGAACAACGUUACUGAGGAUCUAAGCAGCUGUUACUACAGCGACUAUGUGAGGAAAUUGCUUAAAAAGAGGCACAUGAAAAUAAGCGUAUCAAGCACAGAGACCCCCAAGCUUCCUCAAAGAAUAAAGGAUGCUGUAAAAUCUUACAUUUAUACACCAGAGGAAGCUUUCAGGUUCCCUCUAAAGUUGGCCAUAUCUGGAGUGGUGUCAUUUAUCACACUUUAUCAGGUGGGCCUCCUGCUGAUCAUAGCCGUGGUGCCAACACUCCAGAUCGCCCGCAUGGGAGUCAAUGAAGACAUUGCCAAUGUUUUAGCCGGCUUCCGGAUCGUGCUCUCUCCUGACAAACAUGAAGUGGUCCGAAUAGUGGUCUAUUACAUGUGGUGUUUCGAGGUGUGCUACAUCUCAGCGAUGGCUCUGUCAAGCCUUGUCAACUUGGCAAUGUUCAUGAGGUCCAUGGUUCUUCAUCGGUCCAACCUAAAGGGGCUUUACAGAGGAGAUAUCUAUAAUGUUUAUAACUGCCAGAGGAGUAUUCGGGCUUCCCGGCCUGCUUUGGUCUGCUGGAUGGGAUACACCAGCUUCACGGCAGCUCACGUCUGCAUCGCCGUGAUGGUCCAAACCAUGGUGUUCUUCCUCUGUCUACUCAUCGUUGUCUUCCUCUGUAUCAUACCCAUCCUGCAUGGACAGAACCUCAUCCUCUUUCAUAUCCUUUUGAGCAUGUGGCCUUUCUGGUUGAUGAUUCUCCUGGCUGUGCUGAUUCAGCAUGUCACUUCCAGAUUUUGGUUCAUUAAAAAGAUAUCUGGCACACGAGACCUUGACAACAGGGGCAACCUCUUCCUGCUGACUUACCUGCUGUUUCCAGUGAAUGUUCUCAUCGGGGUGCUACUAGCUGUCUGGCGCUUGAUUGUCACAGCCUUGUUCAACAUUGUUCACAUGGGACGCAUGGACAUCAGCCUUCUGAACAGAAAUGUGGAGCCUUUUGAUCCGGCCUACCGCUGUUACGCUCAUUAUCUGAAGAUCGAGGUGUGCCAGUCCCACCCUGUGAUGAAGGCUUUCUGUGGGAUGCUGCUGCAGUCUGCAGACAGCAAGAACAAUGUCGUGCAGCGGUCACGGGACACUGAAGAAGGGAUCCAGUUGGUCCAGCAAGAGAAGAAACAAGUGAAGGUGUCAAGUGCCAAGCGAGCCAGGGGUCACUGGCAGCUCCUCUACACUCUGGUCAACAACCCCUCACUGGUGGGCACCAGGAAACACUUCCUGCAGCAGCGCGCGGCCACCGACAGCUUUGUGAACGGGAGCCUGAAGGGCAGCACCAAAGGAGGCGACAGCAAGGAGACUUGCAACUGAACAAUGAAUGAUGCAUUCCUUUUUGUCUUCCACCCCUUGGUUAGAUGCAUACUGUGCUGUACUUAGAGCUCAAUGCCUCUGCUUGAUCAUCUUGCUCCCAUUUUGCUUUGUUCUGAAGAUGUACUCCCCAUGAAGUGGUAGUGGUGGGGGGCACACAGUUUCCAGUCGGACGGACGCGCAGGUGGCGGCAUGCACCUAUAUCAUGAUGUGCAAUCCUCAAUACCAUUCUCCUCCAAUUCAUUAUAAAGAUAAUUCAUAUGUUGUCACGUCAGAUCAUGUAAGUAACUCAACGUGUUGAGCAGCAUUUUAACAGGGUAUUUUUCCACCAAUUGACUUUUUUAUACACUUAAAGAAAUCGUGUUUCAUAGGCUGGUUGUCAAUUUCCACAUAUUUCCUAUCGGAUUGCAAUUUUUUUUUCUAUGUGAUUACAAAUUACGUGGAGUUUAGAAUGAUCAGGCAAAUGACACAUUUUAUUUUUAUUAUGAAAAAAAUAUACUUACCUUUUCCUGUUGUUGCUGCAACAUAUACAUUUCCAAAAUGUCGAAUUUCCGUGAAAAUCCCUUGAAUGACCUUAUUAAAAUAAGAUAAAACAUGAAAA
Molecule: messenger RNA, 2954 nt
Organism: Corythoichthys intestinalis (scribbled pipefish)
Lineage: Eukaryota; Metazoa; Chordata; Actinopteri; Syngnathiformes; Syngnathidae
Gene: stra6
Product: signaling receptor and transporter of retinol STRA6
Exons: 18
Coding region: 389-2356 (655 amino acids)
Biological process (GO): vitamin A import into cell
Cellular component (GO): plasma membrane
Molecular function (GO): retinol transmembrane transporter activity; signaling receptor activity
Source: RefSeq, a predicted model, not a curated record